Messenger RNA from Candoia aspera, 1038 nucleotides. It is a transcript of the gene CCDC86, whose product is annotated as coiled-coil domain containing 86. The transcript is spliced from 4 exons. Gene Ontology annotation, cellular component: nucleolus. The record is from RefSeq and is a predicted model, not a curated record. The coding region runs from base 97 to 654 and encodes 185 amino acids. Lineage: Eukaryota; Metazoa; Chordata; Lepidosauria; Squamata; Candoiidae.
AUAAGGCCCUACGGUAAUCUUCCUCGUGGGGGCACAGAGAGAGAGCGCGCGUGUUUGUUGGCUGGGAGCCUGUAGUGAAGAGACGCAAGUAAGGAAAUGGCAGCGCUUAUCGCUGAGGAGCAGCUGCAGGCCGACCGACUGUCUCCAGAGGCGGGACGGGGUGAGCAACUUCAGCAGCUGGGGAACGAGGAAGGGGCUGUCGCCUUGGUGGAAGCUGGACCUGGGAAGCUGCAAAUAGCUGCUUUGGGUAAGAAGCGGAAGGAGGCUCCAGCUAUCCCCAAAGGAAGGCCUAAAUCUGGGCGGGUGUGGAAAGACCCCAGCAAAAAGCGAUUUUCCCAUAUGAUCCAGGACAAGCCUUUACAUACUUCAUGGAAACAUAAGAUGAAAAUACGUCAAGAAAAGAAGCUCAUCAAAGAUUUUGCCCAGGAGUUGAGGGAACAAAAACAAAGGGAGCGUGAGGAGAAAAAACAGCGAAGGAGGGACAACUUAAAAAGACAGCUAGAAAAUGAGCGGAAAGCAGAGGUUGUGCAAGUGAUUCGAAAUCCCUUAAAACUGAAGCGGGCAAAGAAGAAACUUUUGCGGCGCGUUGAGAAGCGAGACACGCUGGCCUUGCUGCAGAACUCCCAGGCACAACCUAAAGCAGCCAAGCGAUAAGAGAGUGGAAAUCUCUUUUCUGGUACAUUAAAAGACUUCUUGGAAUGCACAUCAAAACACAGAAUCCAGUGUACCAAGCGACAUCGAUAACUUACAACUUUUUACUUGGCUUCUCUCACAACCAGCGAUCAGACCUUCCCUGCCCUCCCCCAAAAUAAUGUUACUGUAUCCCAACAAUCGUUAGCAAAUAUUUCCCUUUCUGUAGCUUUGGCAUUAAAAAGACAAACAUGGGGAGAACAGCUGGGAUAGUUCUUUGAAAAUGGGAGAAAGCCCUAAAGGAGUUACUGCAAAAUCAGCAGCUUCCAGAUGACUUGUAAUUUCCAGAACUUACAUUUGUUCUUUAACCAUGAGAAAAAAAAUAAUAAAAAACUUACUUUUAAGAAA